Messenger RNA from Penicillium malachiteum, 747 nucleotides. RefSeq names its product DNA-directed RNA polymerase III subunit C31. NCBI's taxonomy places the organism in Eukaryota, Fungi, Ascomycota, Eurotiomycetes, Eurotiales, Aspergillaceae. Gene Ontology annotation, biological process: transcription by RNA polymerase III. The record is from RefSeq and is a predicted model, not a curated record. Gene Ontology annotation, cellular component: RNA polymerase III complex. Bases 1 to 747 code for a protein of 248 amino acids. The transcript has 3 exons.
AUGUCUCGAUUUUCAAAAGGCAAGCGCCAGCCUGGUGCUGAAUUUACAUGGGACGGAGAACCUGGUGGUGCACCUGAUACAGCUCCUACUCCCCUCUAUCCAGCAUAUGUCGUCCCUUGGGCCCGCAAACUCUCCCCGAAAGAACAAAAUGAAGUCGACUACUACCGUCACUUGCGCGAGAUGUAUCAGGAGGGCCCCUUCUACUCUGUCCUUAACUCCGCCUCCUCAUCGGCCAAGAAAGGCUCCGCCGCACGCGUUAACUUCGACCCUUUCACCGGGAUGCCAUCUUACUCCGGGCGUUAUCAGAAGAAGAGGCGAACGAUCCCUCGCAUUGAUCCUAGUGGUCGCCAACACGAGUACGAGAUGAAAUUCUUCCCUCGUGAACUCUGGCAGACCAUUCAACCCAGCUUCCGCCCCGAUGCAUCCCUGGAGGGCUUCUUGCCCAUGAGCGCUACCAGUGGUUUGAAGCGGGGAUUCGAGGACGAUGAAGAUGAUGAUGGCGAGGAGUCAUCCAAGAAGCGUGAGGCUGGAGAUGAGGAUGAGGGAGAGGGUGAUGCGGAUGAAGGAGACGCUCUCGAUGACGAGGAAGGUCGCGAAGAAUGGGAAGAGGAAAACGACUUCGAAGACGAUGAGGAUGAGAUGGGUGGCGAUUACAACGCCGAGCAGUACUUCGAUGGUGGUGACGAUGAAUAUGGCGAUGAUGGAUUCGGAGAUGGUGGUGGUGGCGGUGGUGAGGAUGAGCUGUGA